Jaculus jaculus (lesser Egyptian jerboa) is the source of this 804-nucleotide messenger RNA. It is a transcript of the gene Med31, whose product is annotated as mediator complex subunit 31. Gene Ontology annotation, biological process: regulation of transcription by RNA polymerase II. The transcript is spliced from 4 exons. Gene Ontology annotation, molecular function: transcription coregulator activity. Bases 90 to 485 code for a protein of 131 amino acids. NCBI's taxonomy places the organism in Eukaryota, Metazoa, Chordata, Mammalia, Rodentia, Dipodidae. The record is from RefSeq and is a predicted model, not a curated record. Gene Ontology annotation, cellular component: mediator complex; core mediator complex.
UGGGCGCCUUGGCUUCCGGAGCUGUCCUCGCCGCUCUGGGCAGUUCCUCUGUGGGGCUGGCUGGUGACUGCUGAGCGCGUCUGCUGGUCAUGGCAGGUGCCGUCGCUAUGGAGACCGAUGAUGCUGGAAAUCGACUACGGUUUCAGUUGGAAUUGGAAUUUGUACAAUGUCUAGCCAACCCAAAUUACCUUAAUUUUCUUGCUCAAAGAGGUUACUUCAAAGACAAAGCUUUUGUUAAUUAUCUUAAGUACUUGCUUUACUGGAAAGAGCCAGAAUAUGCCAAGUAUCUAAAGUACCCUCAGUGUUUACAUAUGUUAGAACUGCUCCAGUAUGAACACUUUCGAAAGGAGCUGGUGAAUGCUCAGUGUGCGAAAUUCAUUGAUGAACAGCAGAUUCUACACUGGCAGCAUUAUUCCCGGAAGCGGAUGCGCCUUCAACAAGCCCUGGCAGAACAGCAACAGCAAAAUAACACAUCGGGAAAAUGAAGAGCGGAGAGCAGGCCGGGCUCUAAGACAUGUAUAGAAUGUAUUUGUUGUACAGUGAAAACAAACAAAAGACUCUUCAUUACUGCUUUUCGUGUGGUAGCACCCAGAACUUUUAGUGUACUUUUUAAGCAGCAUACUUUUUAUUGUUAAUAGACUAUUUAUGCCAGAAUUGGUCUGCUUUGGUUUUCCUGUGGAUUUGUGAAUUUUUAUUAGCAUUUAACAGAACCAAAUGAAUAAGAUUGGAGCUAAUAGGUGCUUUAGACCAAUUUGAUGAGUCAGUAUGGGAGGGGAGCUGCCAAAUAAACAGAACCUAAGCCCA